GACAAAUUACCUAUUUUAAAAGUGAAAUGGAUCAGUGCUUCGCUCGCGUCAAUUAUUUCCCAACAAUCUCCUUCAGUCGCCAGUAGCCGCACCGUCCGAGUGAUUAUGUCAGUCGGAGGUCAGUGACCCCGAGAUGAACGCUCGGAGCAUCGCGUUCGAGCUGUCCAUGGAGGGUCGGCAGGUGGACGAGGUGGUCGCCAGCAUCUUCCAUACCGUUCUGUUCCAUCGCUCCAGCGGCAAGUUCACCUACAACAACGAGGAGAGCUACUCUAUACGCACCGUCAGCUACGUAGACGUCGACUGCGACUUUAUAGACUUCACGUACGUGUGCUGCGAGUCCGAAGCGCUCGGGAGGAACGUCAAACGCGAAAUAUCCGACUUUUCUGACUUGCUUCGCGGCGCCGAAAACACAGCUACCCCUCGCGGUUCUAUCAGUUUAGAGUUCUUCCAAAAGCGACGCGCCCGCUGGCCGUUCCAACCCGAAUGCGUGCCCUGGGAGGUGUGGACGGUGUACUGCGAGCUGGCCGAGGCCCGCUCCGAGCACGACAUGCGCGCGCAGCACGAGGGCGUCGUCGAAAUGCUCCAAGACAAAAUAGUCUUCAUCACCGAGAUCAUCAAUCGACACGAAUACGUGCCGAAGAUGCCGAGUCGUUCCGACGCGGACCUAAUCUUCGAUACUUCGUACCCCGAUAUCCAACCUUAUCUGUUCAAGAUCCAUUAUAAUUUGUCUGGCGCGCCGCCGCUCACAGUGGGCAACACUGUCCGCAAACUGAUCCGAGAUACGCUUUCUUUGUGAUGUCUAUCUCUAUACUAUCUAUAACAUGUUUGCACAAAACAUCUCCUUGUGUAAAUUGCACCCAAAUGAUCCCCAAUUUAAAGGCCUGGGUAAUAUAAAGGCGGGUUUUAAACUGCCUCGAAACGCUUUCACUAGCGUAGCUAUAGACUCUGGGUGUAUCAAAAAGGGCCCCUAAAAUAUAAUCGGCAAUGCCCAAAUUCCCUAUUUUUUAGCUAUGUCUAAAUCGACGUGUGAUAUAAAAUAUUCGCUAUUCCGCUUUAUAUAAAUAUUAAAUUGUACAUCAAAAUUUUAAUCGGACAUUGUAAAUUGUAAAUAAUGAUGGACAAUUAUAAAUGUAAUUAAGUAAUUCAUGUUUUAUUCUAUGUAAUAAGGCAAGUGUAAUUUUUUUUUUUUAAAUAUUGACAUACAUAAUAAUCCUUGAUAUACGCAGCAAUAUUAACAAAUUAUAGAUUGUACUUAUGUAAAUGUUUUCGGUCGCACAGUUAUUAUUUGUCGUAAGUAGAGUUUGUUUGAAGCGUAGCGCCGUGUCGCACUUGUUUUAUUUAUUACCAACACGGCUCUACGAUUGUAAAUAGUUUUGUUUGUUUAUAAUUGAUAAUAACAAUACUUUUGCUAAUUUCUUCAAGCAAUUUUAAAUGCAGAAGUAAAUUAAAUAAAAAAUGGUGGAAUGAAGCAAAAGUAUUCGUUCUUACGCUUAUAUGAAAGCUAUGUCUUAAAUCUUAGUAAGUAAAUUUAGUUGUAAUUUUUUUAGAGCUAUGACUCAGAAGGCUGGUUGAUGUGUCCACUCAUUUAUAUGAUUUAUUUAAGGUUUUUCGCCUAUCGUUUACUUAUGAGCUCGCUUCGGAGGAUUCAUGUUCUGCACUGUAGAAGUUUCAAUAGCUAGUUGUCUAGUUAUUCAUGACGAAAGAAACAAUUUAUUGUUGCAAUUAAUAUAGUUUUAUGGGGUAGGUAUAUUUAUUAACCCGCGACACCAGUGUAAAUGCACGAUAAAAUAUUUAUUUAAGUAAGUAUGUAUAUCUAUUUGGUGGCAGUCUGUGUAUAGUGUUCGCUAUUGUAGGACGCUUAGAGAUAUCGCUGAGUGAUGUACUCGCUCAGUCUAAUUUAGUAAAGUCAUUUGACUAUUUCGUGUGUAUUUUUAUAUUAAAAUAGAAGCUUUUGUGAUAUAGCUAACGAAAACGAAAAUUUAUGAAUAAAAAAAAACAUAUUUCGGAAUUAUUUUAUUUGUGAAAAGUAAUUUAGAUUUAUACUUAUUGAGCCAUUGUCGAGAACUUUAAAUAUAUGUAUUCUUAGAAUUGUCAUUGCACAUUGUGUAUAAUAGUAUAACUACAGUUUUAAGACAAUGUACAGAUCAACUUAUUGUAGAUUUUCUCAUUGAAUUAUAUAAUAAAACCGAUUUAUAUUAAGGUAUGUUAGAGAUGUAGAUGUAAUUGUCUCACAGUGAUCGUCUAUUUGGGUGUGUGUAGUUUUAACGAUAGCUUAGAUAAAGGUGCAUGAAACGUCUCAUAGUCGUAAGAAUAGUAGAUGUAUUAGUUUGCAAUUUUGUGUUGUUAAGUUAAAAAGUUUUCCCUUUUAGUUUGUCGUCGUUAUUGUUCUCUUGAAUUUAAUCUAUAACUGAAAUGAAUGUGUUUUAGGCUCCACGUGUCAUGUGGAUCAAAUUCUAAAUUUAUGUCAGCGGGCCUAUUACAGUCGCCUUUAUCUCGUGAUAACGCUUACAAGAUAAAGCAUACGUACGUCACUUUCUGAAACUAUUUUUAUAGUUAAAACCAGAGGUAGUAAUAAAUAUAAUUUAAUAUUUGACUCUCAUUGAUUUAGUCCGUCAUUGAUCACUCGAUAAAGGCUACUAUAACACGUGUUUAGUACGGCUAUGAUGGCACGGCAAAAAUAUGUAAUUAUGAGCGGAGCACAUAAUUUUAAAUACAGUAGUAAAUGCGAUUUUUUCCGUGGAACACUCCGUGCAUCUCAACGUCGCAUAAAUUUUAAGUUGCAAUUUCAAACAAUUUCUAAGUAUGAGUGUUGUUCCACGGACAAUAGGCCCGCAGAAUAAUGUACAGUAAGCUGCAGAGAUAACUGACCGCCCCUGCAAACAAGUUUAUAUGCAGGGGUCGGUUAUCUCUGCAGCUUACUGUACACGACAUAAAACACCUAAACCUUGAUUUUGUCAAGCAAUGGUUUUUGUUUCCAUUACUUUGAGGUCAUUAGACGGGCAUUGCUGCGAGUCCAUCCACGAACUUCUGAUUUUUACUCCUACCUCAUUUUGUGACUAGCUUAGGCGUGUUUGCAUCUCUAUUGGAUUAUAGUACCUAUCUAUUUAUCUAUAUUUAUCACUAUAUAACUUUGUCACCAAAGAUGAGGCUGUACAUACCUUUGAAUCUUUUUAAACUUCUGUAGGUCGUUGGACGCUUUUUUAUUUUUACUGAACUGGGUGCGUAGCCAACAUGCCAAUCGUUUACGCUCCGUAGCGAACGAAACGCAACUCACUGUUGCACUAAUAUGUAAGAGUGAUAGAGAAAUGACUACGGUACGCUACGGAGCGUUAAAGAUUGGCAUGUUGGCUAAGCAGCCUGAUGUACUGAUUUGAGGGUGACAUACGUUACAUGGUAAUGGUACCUUGCUCAAUGAACUCGUUUAAGUGUUCUUUAUACAUUUACCAGUGGGAUGUCCGAUAGCUCGCUGGCGAGAACCUGCGACAUCAAAAUCGCUAUGAUAAUGUUAAAAAUAAACUGACGAAAUGAUUAUGUGUUCCGUUCUACGUUUGAGAUCUUGAUUGAGAGCGGAACGCCGCCGUUGUCCGAAAGAUGCCGCUGAUUUGAUUGGAUUAGAUUUCAAAGGAAUCAGCUCGAGCCAGUCACGAUGUAGCGUAUGUUAUCCUACUUGUAGCCCCUCACGGCAUUCGUUUCAUAUCAGGGAGUACCUUGUAACAUUUUAUUUACAAUAUUGGUGAUAAGACAAUAUAUUUUAUUCGAUUGCGUGCCUCAUUCAAAAGCCCGAAGUGUGGAGCACAUUGUAAAUAGUCAUUUGUGUCGUUCUUAAAGAAAAGCCGCCUCAUUGGAGCUAAAUACUUCAAAGUAAGCGCUCUAUUGUGUUAAGGCAUAUUAAAGAAUGUAAACAAAACAAUAUUCUGUAACAACCAUUUGUAUUUAUCACAUAAUUGGCCAAAUAACGUAGAUUUUAUUUUUGUUUGUUUAUAUUCUUUAAAUCUAUUAAUAAAGUAACAUCAUCGGACAUGAAUAAUUUCGUACAUUCACCUCCUUAUUACUUGCCUCUGUUACUCACGCGGAAAGUUGCGCGUGUGUGACGGCAAUAUAAUUUUGAGUGAGUAAUAGAGAUAUCAAAGGUCGAUGUACGAAGUUCUAUGUGCUGUAGUAUAGACUAUGCGGUCCCUUUUCGUUAAGAACGCCAGUUUUCUGCACAUUGUAACUUGCUAUGGCCUUAUUUGAAAGAUUAUAUAUGUCUGAAGAGAAGCUGAAUACAUGACGGCUGUUAUAUAUUAGAUUAUAUGCGAUGGCGACACGGGAGGUAUAUGUUGUGAUGUGCAAGUUCAAAAUAAGCUGAAAUCUUAGUCUUGUGAUAAUUUAUAUAUAAAUAUAUGAAUUAACAAUGAA
Messenger RNA from Cydia pomonella (codling moth), 4398 nucleotides. It is a transcript of the gene Atg101, whose product is annotated as autophagy-related protein 101. Bases 134 to 796 code for a protein of 220 amino acids. The record is from RefSeq and is a predicted model, not a curated record. Gene Ontology annotation, biological process: autophagy; autophagosome assembly. Gene Ontology annotation, cellular component: phagophore assembly site. NCBI's taxonomy places the organism in Eukaryota, Metazoa, Arthropoda, Insecta, Lepidoptera, Tortricidae. The transcript has a single exon.